GGAAACGUUAGGUUUUGAAGGCUAAAUUGGAUCAAGUAAUUUUCAGACGACUGCCAUUUUCAUACCAUUUUCAGAGCUCACUGUUGUGGUCUUUGGUCUCAUAGGGUCAACAGAAAUUAACCAGCAUGCAUAUGAGGCCUCUGAUGUUGAUACAGAGUAUUUUUCUUGUAUUUGAAGCGACGCUCACUGAAAGAUUACAGACAUCCUCUGGCGCCACAGGUAACCAAGUUACUCGUUCCGUUGAGUUCGCACUUGGAGAAAAUUCAUCGUCAGGUGCCACAGAUCAACCAGCCACAAGCUACUUUCUACGACCAUCACCUAGCGCCACGGGUUUCCAAGCUUCAGGCUCCCUUCAAAAAAUUAAUGGUCAAAGUCCAUCAGGAGUAGUAUUAACACUAUUAUCACCUGUCAAUGUUGAUCGGGAAACUGCAUCUUCGCUGAAAGUAACAAAAUCAUCAAAUCACGCUGGCUUUCAAACGGAUGCGAAUUUCUCCGCAUUUGUGCAACGAUCGAGUCCAACAUCCGGUGUUCUAGAUCUCUCCGCAGGUUCCUCAGCAUCACUACAGACGGCAAGCUUACCGUCAAGAGCCAGAGGUGUUCAGACUACUGGCGAAUCGAUAGGUACAGUGCAAAUACCUGGGAUUGUCGCUAUGUUUACUCCAGGAGAACCAUCAACAGCAGGUGAACCAUUGCCUCUCCUGGCUAAGAUACUCAUUCCCGUGUUUGGAGUCCUAUUAGUGGUAGUGGUUGGAGUCGCUUGGUGUUGCUGUGUACGAGGAAAGGAAAGAGAAAACUUCGAAAACCUGAUCAUUGAAUCAACUCUGAUGGUGAGACUUGAUGUGACCGAAAAUCGUCGAGUGUCCUGUUAAUUCCAUGCCGUGGUAUUCCUGUGCCAAGGUUUUAGGUGAUAAGAUAAACGCGAAGGACACAAAAGAUAAGAAUAAUUCUCAACAACAUCAUAACCUGUCAUGUCUCACUAACCACUGUAUCGAGAUUAAACAUUUUAAGGCAAGAAGUGAAUUACAUUAUAAUCUAAGAGUUUGAACUGUAAUUUUAUAAUCUGCCCAUUUUCAUUUGUCACUCUUGUCAUGUUAUCGACCUAUCGGGUGAUAAGCCAAUGAGAAGUCUAAGAACUGCUACAAGCAGACUCUGAUAUAUGAGAGGACAAGAAACUACCAUCAGGGAUCAGUAAUUAUUUUUCGCCUGGAGGAUCACACGGUUUUCAAGGAGAACGGAGUGGGGAGCAGUCGUCGCUAACAGAGUAUAAAGGGGGGACUAGAAAAUUGACUGGCAAUGAGGGGGAUCAGAAAAAUACUUCAGAGCCUUAGAGGGGGGGAUCAGGCAAAAUUUUAUUGUGACGCAACCAAAAUCCUCUGACCCCCAACAGGUGAUAAAUACGACCGGCCCUCAAAAUAAAUAAAAACAUUUCUGUACGUCAGGUGAACAUAAAUGU
This is a messenger RNA of Pocillopora verrucosa, 1453 nucleotides long. RefSeq lists its product as uncharacterized. NCBI's taxonomy places the organism in Eukaryota, Metazoa, Cnidaria, Anthozoa, Scleractinia, Pocilloporidae. The record is from RefSeq and is a predicted model, not a curated record.